Candoia aspera is the source of this 1657-nucleotide messenger RNA. RefSeq names its product CD302 molecule (gene CD302). The record is from RefSeq and is a predicted model, not a curated record. The transcript is spliced from 5 exons. The coding region runs from base 363 to 1004 and encodes 213 amino acids. Lineage: Eukaryota; Metazoa; Chordata; Lepidosauria; Squamata; Candoiidae.
UCAAGAAGAGUCUUACGGUUAGAUUGUUCUUUAGAUUUAAAGCUAAAAAAUAAAGGCUGCUUUGGGUUGGGGCUGCUGGGCUUGGGAAAGAAAGCUUCAGCCUUUUUUGCAAUCAUACUCUUCCCUUUCUCUAGCUGCUAUUUGUUCCACUAAAGAAACAAUUGCCUGAAGGUCACACUUAACCCUUCAUCACAAAAAAUGGGCAGCAGCCUAAUUUUCAAUUCUGUAGUUGAUCUCAUUUAUUUCAAAUCUGAUUAGGUUGUGCCCAACUUAUAUUGAAUGCUGUAUAAACAUUUGGAGCAACUCAUUCAUUUCAUUUGUAUGUUGUGAAGCUGGGGCUGACCACAGAAACAGAUGGUCUCAUGUUCUCUUGUGUAGCCUGCCCUUCCGUUGCUUGGAUUCUGUUCCAAAAGAGCUGCUAUGCUUUACUUCAGGGAUCCUCAGAAGGCUACAGCAUGGAUGAUGCCAGGGAGCUCUGCCAAGGCAAUGCCUCUGGAGCUGAUAUCAUUAGUAUAAAUAGCAAAGAUGAAAAUAUCUUUAUUCAAAGUAGUUUUCGCUCAAAUUGGCAUGGUCCAGAAUAUAUCUCUCUUGGCAUGUUUUUUGACACUGAUGAUGAUAUUUUCAAAUGGUUUGAUGAUUCCAAAGUAAAUUUUACAAACUGGAUAGAGGAAGAAAGUAACAAUGAACUCCUAAACACUUGUGCUACUAUGCAUACAGCUUCAGGUGGAUGGAAAAAAGUCUCCUGUGAACACCUUCCCCUGACUAAGAUCCUGUGUGAAACUACUGUUCUUUAUCAAAAGACACAUUUAUUUGAAACUGCUUGGACAACCAUCGUAGUCAUAAUGUCAACAAUAAUUGUGUCAAUGUCUGCAGCAUUUCUCUGGUUCCUUUAUCAAAGGAGGAUAUCAUCUAGACCAACAUGUACCAUACAUAAUUCCAUCACUCAAGUUCCAUGUGACAAUGAAACAUUUCUUAUAGAUGAAGAAAAUGAAUAUUCUGCAUAAAUUGCUUUCAUUUAGAUACAAUUACAGAAAUGGGCAAUGGACCAAUACUGCCUUCAACACCACUAGCACAAAUAUAAUCCAAAUGAAGAUGUUUACUUGCUUUUACUCAUAUGAAAUAAUUUUCUGUCUAAAUGUGCGUUUUUCAAGAUGCUUAACUCCCCUUUGAUAAUACCCAUAGUUUAAAAAUCAUUCUUAUCUGGAAAGGCAAAUAUGCCCAAAAACCCUUUGGAAGGAAGAAGCUCCUGCCUUCAGGGACACUGUGCUAAAUUUAAUCUGAUGAGACAGUUCACAUCAAAUGAACUAGGACCAACAAGUCUCACAGCAUUCAUUUGAUUAUGAAGUUCAGAAUUCCAGUUGUGGACUAGAAGUCUCUACAAAAACUCUUAUCAUUCCCAAAAAUUUAAAACACAAGAUUGUAAAAUACUAUCUUUAAGAAACAUGGAGCAACUGAGAUCAUGAACAAUGAAGAUGACAAUUUAUUAAAACCUGUAGAUAGUACUUUUAUGAUGAAGUCUGCAUAUUCUCCUAGUGAAUGUCAACUUUUUUUUUAAUUAACAAAAUAUGGAACAACACAAGGACCUUCAACACAAGCCCAAUCUUUUUAUAUGUUUGUUCUAAUAUACUGUUCUGUAAAAUAAAAUUGAGUAUAAAUA